AUGUUCUUAUACUAUACUUCUUCACAAGCUAUUAUAAUGUGUGUUGCUGCAAAAAAUGGUUAUGAUGGUAACUGGAAUGUAUUUGAAGGUGGUAAGGCGUCUGCCAGUAAUGCAAAAAAUUAUGCUCCAAUUGAAACAACUAUCGUAUUAAACGGUAAUUGUUGA
Rhizophagus irregularis DAOM 181602=DAOM 197198 is the source of this 165-nucleotide messenger RNA. The record is from RefSeq and is a predicted model, not a curated record. NCBI's taxonomy places the organism in Eukaryota, Fungi, Glomeromycota, Glomeromycetes, Glomerales, Glomeraceae.